AUGGCUCCCUCAGAGGAGUCCAUCCUAAGCAAUUUCUUGCUUUCUCCAGCUCCGCUGCCAAUAAUCAUGUCAUUGCAAAAGUUCACAGAGCUCUUUCCAAAGCGUUUGAGAUCUCAUCCGCACAUCAGGACAUUGUAUCGGGAGUUGCAGCAGGUCCGAGAACAGGACAUGGACCGAGUUAAUGAGAGCAUCGACAACGAGCUCAAGCAAGGUGAACUGCAGAGAGCAGAGCUCCGAAAAGCCAUCCUAGCCACUGGAGUCGAAGCCUCCAAUCCUGAAGAGCAGCGUGAGAUAGACAUGGAUGUUCAUCUGUUCGGCCAGCCACCUACUGCACCGGGAGAUUAUCACUCGGUGGCUAGUCUUCUGGCUGAAAUGGAGAGAGCUAGCGCUAAUAUUGAGCAUGAAAUUGAUGGGGUUGAUCAAGAGGCUGCGAAGAUUUUGGCUCAACUCAAUACGACUGUGGGUGAGAUGAGUGAUCUUCGUUACGGCAAAUUACAGGGUCCCGCUGGGACUGCGGAAGAUGUGGCUGGUGAGGCGAUCAAGGGCCUGCAGAACCUCGAAGAUGUAUGCUACAAGACUAGCACUUAG
This is a messenger RNA of Penicillium coprophilum, 588 nucleotides long. RefSeq names its product Cnl2/NKP2 family protein. Bases 1 to 588 code for a protein of 195 amino acids. The transcript has a single exon. Gene Ontology annotation, cellular component: kinetochore; Mis6-Sim4 complex. Lineage: Eukaryota; Fungi; Ascomycota; Eurotiomycetes; Eurotiales; Aspergillaceae. Gene Ontology annotation, biological process: chromosome segregation. The record is from RefSeq and is a predicted model, not a curated record.